UUUGACGUAGUCUGGCUGCGUCGGAAGUGACGAUUUUCGGGUGAAAUGGCGGCCGAGCAGGAAGGAGAGUGUUUUACGCUUCCUAACGAUGUGCAGUUCGCAGAUCGGGGCGGUUUCAGAUGCCUACUCUGUGGGGUCAGCAUCGCGAAUCGUCCCAGCCUUUGUGACCACUUGCGUGGCCGACGACACAUUCGGCUAUGUGAGGAAAGAGAGAAGCGCCAACAGCAACAGGAGCAUAGCGUGUAUGUUAGUGGCUUUCCUCGUGGCACUACAGAGGAGCAGCUAAAGGAUCUGUUCCAGGACAUCUCUCCAGUCAAGGGUAUUUUGAUGGACAAAGAUCAUGGUUUUUAUGCCAUUGUGGAAUUUGAGAACAAGGAUGGAGUGAACCUGUGCUUGACAGAGACUGUGCUCAAACUAGGGAAGAAGCGCCUGAAAGUUAAACGACGCAAUAAAAAAGAGUUCCAAAGGAAGGAAAGAGUUUGUUCUGAAGACCUGCAGCCCCCUGAUCCUGAAGCACUGUGUAAGGAACUGAUGCAAUGCACUGAUGUGGAGGAUCAAAUCAAGUGUGUGACUUCCCUUUGUUCCCCCUCUCAAUACGAGAAUCAUCUGCGAGAGCUUCUUCUAUCUCUGCUGCAAGAAACAUUUACAGAGUUCUUUCCAGGGUGCCGGCUGCUCCCGUUUGGGUCCUCUAUGAAUGGUUUUGAAAUCAGUGGUUGUGACUUGGAUUUGUACUUAGAACUGGGAGAGCAUGAUGGUGGUGAGCAAGGAAAUGUGGAAAGAGAAAGUGUACAUGUUGAAAGGAUAGAGCAAAUUAAAGCAUCGGGACAAAAUAAAACUGACUACAAAGAAGAGGUUGAAAAUGAGGAUAUUGGUCCUGGCCUGUCCUUGAAGGGGCUUACCUCUGAAAACGUCUUAGAGUUGGUACAGGAAAUCCUUCGACGCUGUGUCCCUGGAGUACAUGCGGUUCAGAGGGUCCCUUCUGUUCGAUGCCCUGUUGUACGCUUCCAGCACAAGGCAUCUGGGCUAAGAGGCGAUAUUACACUCAAUAAUCGGUUGGCUCUGCGGAACUCCACCUUUUUACGUCUCUGUUCUCACCUGGACCCUCGAGUUCGUUGGCUUGUGUACGCCGUACGGUACUGGGCAAAGGUGCACCAACUUGCAGGUAACCCGUUGGGAGGUGGGCCUCGGCUGAACAAUUAUGCUCUGACGCUGCUUAUUAUUUUCUUUCUGCAAACAAGGAGCCCCCCAGUAAUUCCCACCCUGAGCAAGUUGAGAGAAGAGGCUGUAAAUGAAGCUCCUCAGGUGAUUGAUGACUGGGAUUGCAGCUUCCCUUCUGACCCAAACAAAGUUCAAGCCAGUACCAACCAACAAAGUUUAUGUUGUCUUCUGUUGGAGUUUUUCUCUUUCAUCUGUGCUCUGGACCUGACCUCCGUUAUCCUCUGCCCCAGGAAUGGCUUAAUCUUGCCUCUUCCGUUGUCUCCUCCUCCUUCCUGGUUAAAAGGUUUCCGUUUAGGAUUUCUGAAUUUACAAGACCCUUUCGAACUGAGUCACAAUGUGUGUGCUAAUAUCAGCUCACGCACAGGUCGCUGCUUCUUAAAACAGUGUGCAUUAGCGGCUCAGGCCUGCAGCACCUCUUUCUACCUUAAGCGUUCUAUGUCCCGCCCAUGGGGCAUUGCUUUAAUUCUCAUUCCUCCAUCCCCAGCAGAUGAGAUGAAACCAAGGGUUGGGUCUAAGAUUAUGAUACCAUUAGGUGAAGUUCAACUUGAGGAUGUGUGUGCAGCUGUAAGAAAGGUUCUUGUAGAUGUUUUGCUGUGCACAUGUGAUACGUGUGAUAAAUGCAAAGCCACACUAGACGAUAAAUGGAGGAAAGGAAAUCUGUCAGGAAAAGAUAUAGCCGUUUCAACAGAGGAUGAGCAGACCAUGCCAUGCACGGUGUCAUUCAAUGCAGAGCAAGAGGAUUCUGAAGACACAAAAGAAAAUAUUGAGAGAACAAGAAAUGGAACACUUGAAAACAAACAAAAAAGAAAAGAAAUCUACAAUGGUGGGGUCAAAAAGAGACUGAAAACAGAGGAAUCCUGUGAAGACCCUAGUGUAAACCAAGAAACAUGCAAUAAGUUACAUACAGAGUCUGUACAUCUGUUAAGGGUGUGUGUGUGGCAUCGGGUUUGGGAGGGACGGCGCAAAGAGAGGAGACAUCUCCAGGUAGGGUCGCUGAAGGGUGCAGCACUUGAGACUGCAGUUUCUUGUGCAUUGUUUUCAGGAAAAGGUGAAGUUAAGGGAGAGGAGCCGCUGAUUAGAGUGAUAGUGAAGGCUCGGUUAACAACUGAGGGCCAAAUUCAGUUAUCUCUAACUCCUGAUAGUGACCCUCAUGGCCUUAGCAUAUCGUUUUUUCAAUUUUUAGGGGGAUUUCUUCCACGUAUAAUAAAAGAAUUCUUGAUAAACUGAGAAUAAUCGGGAUGAAUACCUGCUCUUCACCCAAAUGUCGACAAAAUGAUAUUGGUAUUGUUCGUGGAUUUUGUAGGUCUGAUCCAUGGACAACAGCUUUGUUGUGUUUGUCAAUGUAUGUAUUUAUACUACUUAAAUAUGUAUGUAAAAAACUUUUAUAUGUAAAAUCUGCAAGUGAAAAUA
Messenger RNA from Spea bombifrons (plains spadefoot toad), 2628 nucleotides. It is a transcript of the gene TUT1, whose product is annotated as terminal uridylyl transferase 1, U6 snRNA-specific. NCBI's taxonomy places the organism in Eukaryota, Metazoa, Chordata, Amphibia, Anura, Pelobatidae. Gene Ontology annotation, molecular function: RNA binding; poly(A) RNA polymerase activity. The record is from RefSeq and is a predicted model, not a curated record. Bases 46 to 2445 code for a protein of 799 amino acids. Gene Ontology annotation, cellular component: mitochondrion. The transcript has 9 exons.